AUGGAGGCGGCUAAGACCCAGCUGGUGACUGCUGAGGGCACAAAUGCGUUCAAUGUUCACUGCCCGAGCUGUAAAUCCCUUAUUUUGAAGAAGGGGGUGGCCCAGAAGGUGGACCAUCAGACUGCGGUCGAACUUCCCCUCAUCCCCACCCAAUCUCCUACCAAACACUCCCUCGCCCCAACCUACAACUGGUCCGUCUCGGACAUGAUGGCCUUUGAAAACAUCGGCUUCACGAAACCCGUACCAGGCUCCAACUCGUCGUCGACGAGGUACCUCUCCUGCGCCGACUGCGAUGUCGGGCCGGUGGGGUACCAUCCUACACCCGCUGAGGGGGCGGGAAAGGUGUAUUUGGUGGCGGCGGAUAGAGUUAGGUAUAGGGUGGUUUAA
This is a messenger RNA of Fimicolochytrium jonesii, 387 nucleotides long. Its product is annotated as Mss4-like protein. The transcript has 2 exons. The record is from RefSeq and is a predicted model, not a curated record. Gene Ontology annotation, molecular function: guanyl-nucleotide exchange factor activity; zinc ion binding. Gene Ontology annotation, cellular component: membrane; cytosol. Bases 1 to 387 code for a protein of 128 amino acids. Gene Ontology annotation, biological process: small GTPase-mediated signal transduction; post-Golgi vesicle-mediated transport. NCBI's taxonomy places the organism in Eukaryota, Fungi, Chytridiomycota, Chytridiomycetes, Spizellomycetales, Powellomycetaceae.